This is a messenger RNA of Thyridium curvatum, 1620 nucleotides long. RefSeq lists its product as uncharacterized. Gene Ontology annotation, molecular function: 1,3-beta-glucanosyltransferase activity; glucan endo-1,3-beta-D-glucosidase activity. Gene Ontology annotation, cellular component: extracellular region; cell surface; fungal-type cell wall. Lineage: Eukaryota; Fungi; Ascomycota; Sordariomycetes; Thyridiales; Thyridiaceae. Gene Ontology annotation, biological process: cell wall organization. The transcript is spliced from 2 exons. The coding region runs from base 1 to 1620 and encodes 539 amino acids. The record is from RefSeq and is a predicted model, not a curated record.
AUGAAGGGAUCGAUUGUGGCCGCCGCCGUCGCGGUCCUCGCUGGAAGUGCCAGUGCCCGUUCGCACCAGCACCGCCAUGCUCACGACCUGUUCCAGAAGCGUGGCCUGACCACCGGUACUCCUCAGAACCAGAACGAGACCUGCGGUUGCACGACCUACUGGACCACCGUGACUGGUCCCGCCACCCUCUACACUCCUCCUGUCCCCCCUACCACCAGCACGCCUCCUCCCCCGCCGCCCACGUCGACCUUGUCUACGCCCGCGACCGUGCCCACGCCGAUCGCCCAGACCUGCCCGACCCCCGGCACCUACACCUUCCCGGCCACCACCGUCACCGUGACCGAGAGCACCACCGUCUGCGGUCCCUCGACCACCAAGGUCCCGACGGGCACCCACACGCUCGGCGGUGUCACGACCGUUGUCACGACCGCCACGACCGUCACUUGCCCCGUGGCCACGACUGAGACCAAGUCCAACGGCGUUGUCACCAGCGUCAUCAAGACGACCACCUAUGUCUGCCCCGCGGCCGGCACCUACACGAUCGCCCCCGUCACCGUCACUGUGACCAAGGAGACCGUCGUCUGCGUCCCCACCGUGACCAGCUACGCUCCUGGUACCUACACCGCUCCCGCCGUCGUCACCACCGUCGUCGAGACCGACGUUGUCGUCUACUGCCCCUUCACCUCGCCUGCGCCUCCUGCUCCCGUCAAGACCACCCAGGCCGCUCCCCCUCCGGCUCCCACCAAGGAGGCUACCCCGCCCCCGGCCAAGGAGACCAAGCCUGCCCCCAAGCCCCAGGGCACCGUCCCCAAGCUCGGCGGUGGUGAGCAGUGGGCUAUCACCUACACUCCCUACGGUCCCGGCGGUGUCUGCCGCACCGCUUCCGAGGUCAGCAACGACAUCGCCGCGAUCAAGAAGUCGGGCUUCUCCACCGUCCGUGUCUACUCGACCGACUGCGACACCCUCCCCAACGUUGGUGCCGCUUGCGAGCAGCAGGGCAUGAAGAUGAUCAUCGGUGUCUUCAUCAGCCAGCCUGGCUGCGACAACAGCAACCCCGACGUCGCCCACCAGAUCCAGGCCAUCAAGAACUGGGGCAAGUUCAACCUCGUCGAGAUGUGCGUCGUCGGUAACGAGGCCCUGCACAACGGCUUCUGCUCCGCCCAGCAGCUCGUCACCCUGAUCAAGGAGGUCAAGGAGGUCCUCGUCUCGGGCGGCUGCAACGCCCCCGUCACCACCACUGACACCGUUGCCGCCUGGCAGGGAUCCGGCGUCGCCGAGACCCUCUGCCCCAACGUCGAUGUCGUCGCCUGCAACUCGCACGCCUACUUCAACGCCGAGACCACGCCCGACCAGGCCGGCCCCUUCGUCAAGGGCCAGCUCGAGAUCGUCAAGGCCCUUUGCGGCGGCAAGGAGGGCUACGUCAUGGAGUCCGGCUGGCCCUCCAAGUGCAAGUGCAACGGCGUCGCCUGCUGCAGCCCCCAGGACCAGGCCACCGCCAUCUCCUCGCUCAAGCAGGCCAUCGGCGGCUCCAUCGCCUUCUUCUCCCACACCGAUGACGACUGGAAGGAGGAUGGCGAGUGCGGUUGCGAGAAGCACUGGGGCUGUGGUUCUCUGUUCUAG